AAUAUUUCUGAAAAGAAAGUAGUAGAAAAAAUUUUAAUUAGUUGCACAGAAAAAUAUGAUACAAUUAUUACUGCUAUAGAAGAAUCAAAGGAUAAUGAAAAUUUAACAGCAAUAGAAUUAAUGGGCUCUCUAGAAGCAUAUGAGAAAAGACUAAAUAGGCAGAAUGAAAAUUCUUUGGAAAACACCUUUCAAUCUAAAAUAAAAAGGAGGUCUCAAAAUAUUAAAGAUGGCUGGAGAAAACCACGAGAAAAUUCUAGAAAUAGCACAUAUCCUACUUGUGAUAUUUGCAAAUAAAAAAAGUCAUUUGGAAAAAGACGGUUGAUUUAAAGGAAAACCACAGUGCAAAGUCUCUAGAAAAUUUGGGCACGUAGAAAAAGAUUGUCGCUUUAAAUUCCAUCAGUGUGUUUUUGUCGAUGCUGAGGCUCCAGGUGUCAAGAUGACAAGCCCUUCAUACCAAUCUACAGAAGUAUCCAGGGAGAAAGCAAAAAGUUUGGGUAUGAAUUUCGUUCCUAGGGAAGUGAGUCUUAAGGACACCGUUGAAAGCCUAAAGGCGAAUGGUUUUGUUAGUGUUAUAUAUUAUUGUAUUUGAACAAGAUAUGAUGGAAAACGACAACAAACAGAACAUAUCUUGUUUUGUUACCCCAAUUUUCCAUAAUUUGUUAACACUUAGGUAAUUUGAAGUUUUGAACCUGUUCCCUUCAAAUUAUUUCAUUUGGGUCAAAUAUUGUUUAUCAUUUUGCUGCUUUUAAAUUUGUCAGUAACAGUGGGAGACCCUCAUCAUCUACAAGUUUUCAUCCCUAUGGAACAUGAACUUGAGAUUCUAUAGCAUAUUUUGUAAAGGAGAUGUUCUAUGAAGCUGGAUAUAAAAUUACUCUUGCUCUUUUUGACAUUUACACUGACCAAACUUUGGCAAAUGGUCCUGAGCUUGGAAGUGACAGAUAGUCCACGUAACAAAUUUAGAAAAGGACUGUGUAACAGCAAAGAUAGGAACCUUUUUUGCCAUUUUGUCACGUGGAAGUUGCCUACUGAUAAGACUUCAAUUCAUUGAUAUGUUUUUAAAGAUUUUUUAUUCAAUGAUACUCCAAUACUGAUUGGUAUUUUUCUCUAAAAAGAAAUAACAAAAAGGAAAUGAAAAAGGAAAAUUCGUACCAAAAAUUUAGUAGGUGAUCUGUAGUACAACUUUUCUUAGUACAUUGGGUUGGUAGGUCAUUUUUCCCAUUUCUGGCUUUCAUUGCUUUCCUAUAAGUACAACACCUAGCAGAGAGAGAGAAAGAGAGAGAGAGAGAGAGAUAGUCAUGAGUGAAGGAGAGCAAAAGGUGGUGUGUGUAACAGGAGCUUCUGGUUACAUAGCUUCGUGGGUGGUGAAGCUCUUAUUGGAGCGUGGAUACACUGUCAAAGCUUCUGUUCGAGACCCAAAUGAUCCAACGAAGACAGAACACUUGCUUUCACUCGAUGGAGCUAAGGAAAGACUACAUUUGUUUAAAGCUGAUUUAUUGGUUGAGGGGGCUUUUGAUGCUUUUCAGACGUUGUAUAUUGUGAGCAGCAGAAGGAUAGAAGAUAAAUCUUGUAUCAUUUUUUCCUAUAUGUUCACUGUUUUAAAUAUACCUUUUCUUUUUCAGCUUUGGUAUAUGGUUUCAAAAACUUUAGCUGAAGAAGCUGCUUGGAAAUUUGCAAAGGAAAAUAGGAUUGACUUAGUCACACUGCAUCCAGGGCCUGUGAUUGGUCCUCUCUUACAGCCAACUAUUAAUUUCUCUGUAGAGGCUUUGCUAAAGGAUAUAACCGGUACGGGAGCUCAAACAUUCCCCAAUGCAGUUUACGGAUUUGUUGAUGUUAGAGAUGUUGCUUAUUCCCAUGUUCAAGCAUUUGAAGUUCCUUCUGCCAGUGGAAGAUAUUGUUUAGUUGAACGUGUUGCACACCUUAUUGAGGCUUUCAAGAUUUUAAAAGAACUGUACCCUUCCUUGAACGUUCCUGAAAAGUGUGAAGAUGACAACCCCCUGUUGCCAAUCUAUCAAGUAUCCAAGGAGAAAGCAAAAAGUUUGGGUGUGAAUUUCAUUCCUUUUGAAGUGAGUCUUAAGGACACUGUUGAAAGCCUAAAGGAGAAAGGUUUUUUUUUAAUGUGUUUAGAUUGAUGUCUUUGAUCAAGAUAUGUUGGAAAACAAUAACACACAGACCAUAUCUUGUUUUGAUACUCCAGUUUUCUGUAAUUUGUUAACGGUUAGGUAAUUUCAACAGGCUCCUUAGCAUCCUUGUUGAUCUGAAGU
Ziziphus jujuba (common jujube) is the source of this 2261-nucleotide messenger RNA. Its product is annotated as phenylacetaldehyde reductase-like. Bases 1296 to 2129 code for a protein of 277 amino acids. Gene Ontology annotation, molecular function: oxidoreductase activity, acting on the CH-OH group of donors, NAD or NADP as acceptor. NCBI's taxonomy places the organism in Eukaryota, Viridiplantae, Streptophyta, Magnoliopsida, Rosales, Rhamnaceae. The record is from RefSeq and is a predicted model, not a curated record. The transcript has 7 exons.